Spodoptera littoralis (African cotton leafworm) is the source of this 2838-nucleotide messenger RNA. The record is from the annotation of a GenBank genome assembly. Lineage: Eukaryota; Metazoa; Arthropoda; Insecta; Lepidoptera; Noctuidae.
AUGCAGCGGCUGCACAAAAUAUUCGUGCUGGCAAUAGUUUGCGCAGCAGUGAGGGCACAGGAGUGCCCUUCGGCCUGCACGUGCAACAGCACCCGCGUGGCCUGCGACGCUGCUGCAUCCCCGCAGGACAGACUCGGCCGCGGCCUAUUCGCGCCCUUCAGCUCCCACCUGCAGGAAAUCUCCUGGACUAACUCCAAAACAAACACUCUAGAAAUAGACGUAUUUGACGGACUCAACGACUUGGAGUACAUCGACUUGAGCAGAAACGAAAUCAAAAGAACCGAGCACGGCCAGUUCGCACGGCUGAGCAGAUUAAAGUACCUUAACCUAUCGCGGAACUUCAUCGACGAUAUUCCCCGGUUCACUUUCGCCGAUUUAGAAAAUCUAGAGGUCCUAGAUGUGUCCCACAACCGGCUCCACGUUAUACCAUUCCAGGUCUUCGGGCCGAUGAUCAAACUCCAAUAUUUGGAUAUAUCGCAUAAUAAAAUAGCUACUUUCUUAGACUACUAUUUUAAUCCUAAUAGACAACUGAAAGCACUGUUCCUAAAUAAUAAUAGCCUAGUCAAAAUUACGUCUAAUGCUCUAGUCAACCUGAAGGAAUUGGAGACACUGGACAUCUCUAGCAAUAAGUUAGACUACAUACCUAAGUCUUUAUUCGAUAACUUUGAACAACUAAGAGAGCUCAAUUUAAGCUUCAACCAGUUCCAGAACAUAUCACAAGAUGCUUAUAAGAAUCUUAAGAACUUAAGGUGGCUAAGCAUGGGCGGUAAUCGACUCCGGACACUGCCGCCCACACUCUUCCAGCAUAACGAAAAUCUUAAAACGAUCUACCUCGAUCACACUGAACUAACAGUUAUACAAAACACUAACUUCAAAGGCUUAAGUACUCUACAGAAAUUAUAUAUAAGAAAUAACGAAUUUUUACGAGAAAUAGAAACAUUUGUAUUCCAAGACACGCCGACCAUAACGCACUUGGACCUCAGUUCUAACGCACUGCUGUCGUUACCCAAGUCGCUGACCAUGUUGAACAACCUGCAAGAGUUCAAGCUGGGCAACAACCCAUGGGCGUGCGACUGUCGCAUGGCCUGGUUCGCUGGCUGGGCGGAGAAAAAGAAAGACAUCAUCAAGUCUGACUUGAGCUGCCCGCUCACCUACCCCAACGAUAUGAUAAGGAUAUUGAACCACACCAACUGUAAACCUCCUACCCUGAUAUCUAGUAGUCCGCUGACACUAUACAGGUUGCAGAAGGACGCUCUACUAGAGUGUAAAUUCUCAGGUAAUCCAAUGCCGUCCAUAACUUGGAUCACACCGACGAGGAUGGUAUUCCAUUGGAACCCUGAGCCACUGAUCCCGGAUAUAUUCCAAAAGCACGGCGUUGCCCACGAUCAGUAUUACCGGCCCAUAGAUAAUGCUAAAUCGCGAGUGAGAGUUUUGGAUGAUGGCUCGCUUUUCAUAGGAGAUAUACAUAGAGAAGACUGUGGAACUUACUUAUGCUUUGCAACGAACCCCUCGGCUAACCUUACAGCGGAGGUGGUGCUCAACAUAGAUCCCAUGACUAUGUUCGAGAUCAAAAUGUAUAGUUUACUAUGUGGCGCGAUAUGUGCCGCUGGAUUCUUAGGACUUACACUACUGGUGCAAUUUUUGCGCUACAUAUUUUUCAGAUUCCGUCUGAUGGAGACGUGCUGUAGUUGCUGCACGUGCGUGAGCCGCGAUGCGCCACGCUCCAGACAAAUAUUUAGCAUGCUGGACAACAUAGAACAGUACAAGAGACAACAGUUAGAGAAACUACGGGAAAAUUACGCGGUUCAAGUUCAUCGCAUUAAAGAAAAUUGUACGCAACAGAUGGACUGGAUACAGAACAGUUACUCCACACAAGCAAGUCAUUUACGAAAUAUUAGAGACAUCGGCAGCAACCACCUGAGCGCGAUGAGAGACCAGUACUAUGACCAGGUGAAACGCGUCCGCGAGUACUCCACGAGCCAGUUGAACUGGGUGCGUGAGAACUACGUGUUCCAGAGGAACAAAAUACGGAAGUUCAGCGCGCACCAGGUGCUGCGACUCCGGGAGUCGUACAAGUAUCAGCAGCAGACGCUCAACAAAGUGCUCGAGAACCUGCCCAGCCUGUACUUCGAGAACUGUCGGAGUGGAUCCUGCGGCAGGAGUGACUCUAUGGCCUUCGACCCCGACGUUGAGGUCAUCGACAUGUACCUCAAGACGAAGAUCGAGAAACUGUCGAAUCUUCCUAAUCCGAUUUUCGAUGAGGAGAGCAAGAUAUCAGUGUACUACACGCCGACCGAGAGGUCGGUGAACUCCAGGAGAAACUCUCCCAUUCCGGAAGGCAUCCAUAUCAACAUGAUAGAGAAAGGUCCACCCCGGCUGCUGGCCAUGAUCAAGCCGCUGCAGACGGAGCCACCGACCUUGGAGUCGCCGACUCCACCGGGCUCGCCGUCGCCAACGACGUCGAAGGCGGCCAUGUAUCCUCGGCCUAUAAAAUACAAAAACGAGCGAGGCGACCGGAGCGAGCGGGGCGACCGGAGCGAACGCGGUGACCGGAGUGAACGCGGUGACCGAAGCGAGCGCGGCGACCGGAGCUCUCGCGUCGAGCGGGGCGAACGAAGCUCACGCGGCGAGCGUAGUUCACGCGACGUGGAGCCGAAGCCCGCGAGCGAGCCGCUGCUGGGGCGCGGCGCGGUGACGUUCGAGCGCGGGCGGCGGCGCGUGACGCUGCCGACGAGCGCGAGCUCGCCGGAGCUGGGCGCGGCGGAGGCGGCGGCGGCGGCGCGCGUGCUGCUGGCGGUGGAGCUGGGCGCGCCGGAGGGCGGCGGCCGGCCGUUGUAG